CAAGGGGGUCCCUCUGACAGCAACGAGGCUUACAUGUGUGCUCCGAGCAUAUUGUGGGGGUAUCACUGCCUGCCAACAUCAGAGCUUUGGGAGCUUGUCUGUUGGCAGGUGCUGUGUAACACAAGCUUAGACCCAGUCUAGCGGGGGCGCCAUCGCUGCCAAGUCAGGCCCUGUUGCCGCUCGGGCCAGCCAUUGAAAUGCUGCUAAUAUGGCUGCGAAAGGUCCAGCCUUCGUUCCAUGAAGGUUCCAGGGCUGAAUCAGCGCCCAGAUAUUCUCCCAUUCUGGAAACUUCUGGGGCUGAGUCAGCACUUAGAUGUUUUGGGACAGGUGACACUUUUGGUGGCAUAGUAUGGCAAAGCGCGGCAUGGCGCGGAAGCUGUUUUUUGCUGCUUGCCUGGUUAUGGAUUCCCACAUCUGGUUCUGGGACAUUCCAAGAAACCUUCUCUUUGUAGAGCCUUGGCAAGGGACCAGAAGUGGCAGUCAGAAAAGCGAUGACCCCCAAAGUCCUGAAAGGCGCGCGACAUGUGCGAAGUUUCAAUGUCAAUUGAUCGCGGACCUGGCAAAGGAAACACUCAGGUGCAACAGGCUGGUUUCAAGGAGCUGCCCUGGGUUCAUUGCCUUGUUCUGGGCUCGACAGCCGCUGGAGACGCGUUGCCAUCAGGAGAGCCCAUGGCUGUGCAGCCCACUGAUGCGGCCCGUCAGGGGGAAGACCGCAGCUGCUGCAAGCAAAACAAUCAGAAGCCAUCGCCGGAUGCAAAUACUGCUCAGGGAACCAGCCUUUCUCCGACGCCGGCGAUCGAUGCGGGCCCCCAUGCCUCUGGAGGAAAGGCUCUUUCCCUCGCCGCGAUCCGCCAGCUGGCCCCAAGGGCUGUGGCGGGGUCGCCCACCGGUGUUUCAGUGAGGGGCCUGCGAGUCAUCCGAAAGCGCGCGGGGAUGGCGUGCCGACGCGCUCGGGAGGAGCUCGGGUCUACAGGCCUCCUCUGGUCGAAGGCUGCCUGGGAUGGGAGCCUGCAUGCCACGAUGGCUGGUCUCCAAGCGCUGGCUUUCACCGCAGACGUGGGCCUGCAACAGGGAUUCAAAGAGGUUUUGACUUUAAUCAAGCAGGCCCACCUGGAGGGCCUGCAGCGAUUGGCAAGCGCCUCCCGUGGAGGUCACAAGACUGCCGCGAGCCGAGCGCACACGAGCCCAG
Molecule: messenger RNA, 1189 nt
Organism: Klebsormidium nitens
Lineage: Eukaryota; Viridiplantae; Streptophyta; Klebsormidiophyceae; Klebsormidiales; Klebsormidiaceae
Source: the annotation of a GenBank genome assembly